Messenger RNA from Staurois parvus, 318 nucleotides. Lineage: Eukaryota; Metazoa; Chordata; Amphibia; Anura; Ranidae. The record is from the annotation of a GenBank genome assembly.
UAAACCCCCCGCCCACAGACCCCCACAACCACAGCCAUAUUUGUGGGAAAGAGGCCUUUGUCCCUAUCAACAUUGGGACAAUGUGCUUUGUACCCCCUCAUGUUGAGUGUAUGUGUCCUGUUAUGGUUCGGGAGGGGGGGGUGCUCGCUUGUCCCCCUCCCUUUCCUGACCUGCCAGGCUACAAGCUCAGAUAAGGGUCUGGUAUGGAUUUUGGGAGAGACCCCCCACGCCAUUUGUUUUUUAAAUUUUGGCGUGGGGGUUCCCCUCAAAAUCCAUACCAGACCCAAAGGUCUUGGUAUGGAUGGGGGGGGGGACCCC